GUUUAGUGUCGGGUCGCGUCCCAAAGAGGCCGCUUCCCGUGCCGCGAUAGCACCGCAAGGCUCGCCGCGCCUGCGCACUCACAUUUACAAUAAUCUCAAACAAAACAUUGUUAUCCCGUUCCCAUCUGACCGUUGCACACGCUUAUACUUUACGAACACGUCCAGUGACUUGUGGUUUUACAAAUUUUCGCACCAAACAAUCUGAGAAAAUGGACCCGCGAACGGAAUGGAGCGUACAAUUACAGUGUGUUCAUAUAUCUCUACGUUUACAGUGAUAAGUGACAGUGAUCGACAUCUAAGUGAUAAGUACCGGUCGCGGACAUUAAAGGAUCGAGGAUCGACGAUAGCUACAGAGGCGUUUGGAGUACUACGAGUGGAUGCGGACGAAAUUUAGUUAUUGACUGUUGCGAUGCGGAUAUCGGUGUGGACUCAUAGUGCGUGUUUAUAAAAGCGAUGCAUGGUUUGUGAGGCCUUGGCGGUCAUGGACAUGAGUGGCGAGGGCGGCGCGGGGGCCGGCGCAGGCGCGGGUGCGCUACAACAGCGCUGGUACGACGGCCGCGUCAACGGCAGCCCGGCCGCCGGCGACGUGGGCGAUGCCAACGCCGACGGCUUCUUCCACUCGCCGCUAGAGGGCGGACACCACAGCCGCGCGCGGUACUACCACCAGCAGAUGCACGCCCCCUACUCCGCCGCUGUCGGAUCGCAUGGUCGAACGUUAAGCAGCGGCAGCGGACAGGUGUGCAGGCCGCACUUCCACACGCCGCUGCACCCCUGGCUGGACUCGAAGGCACUGGGCGGCGGCGCGUGGGGUGGCGGUUUCCAGCAGGAUGGCGCACAGGCAGACAAGCCGCUCUCCCCCGCGCAGCACCACCACCCCCACCCCUUAUUCUCCUUCCCUCCGACUCCCCCCAAGGACUCGACGCCGGACUCGGUGGCGGCAGCGGCGCUGGGCCAGCAGGACUACCAGGCUGCUGUUGCACACGCCACCGCCAUGAGUGUGGCCUUUAUGCAGCAGCAGCAGGAGCUGCCCCUGUGCGGGGACGUCAAGCCCAUGAUGGGCGCGCCACCCAGCAAGCAGCGCGAAGGUGCGCAGCCCGACUCGUGCCCCCAGGACACGAGCCAGCCCUCCGGGGAGUACAACACGCAGUACAAUGCCGCCGCCGGCGACUACUACGGCUACCAGGGCAAAGGCUAUAGUCAGCAACAGAGCAAGCCGCGCCCCAACAAGACGCGCACGAGCGCCGAGGGUCGCGAGUGCGUCAAUUGCGGGGCGACGAGCACGCCGCUGUGGCGACGCGACGGGACCGGACACUACCUCUGCAACGCGUGCGGACUUUACUACAAGAUGAACGGACAGAACAGACCUCUAAUCAAGCCAAAGCGAAGAUUGGUGAGUUCACUGCAGAGCGCGGCGCGGCGAGCGGGCACCUCAUGUGCCAACUGCAAGACGACCACGACGACGCUGUGGCGACGCAACCAGAACGGCGAGCCAGUCUGCAACGCCUGUGGCCUCUACUACAAACUACAUAACGUAAACAGACCAUUGACGAUGAAGAAAGAGGGUAUCCAAACGCGAAAUCGCAAACUGAGCAGUAAGAGUAAAAAGAAGAAGGGAGGAAUGGGCAUGGGAGGUGGGGGAGCGUGCGCACUUGCGUUGGGGGGCGUUAUGGGAGACAUGAUCAAGCCGCUGGGAGAUGCAACCAAAGGUUUCGGCGGAUCGGCGUUCCCUUCCGCAAUGGACUUUGGUCAGCACCAAGUGGGUCUAGUCCAUCCGGCGGCGGCGCAUAUGUCACAUUGGUACGGCGCGCCGCACCAGGGCUUCGCCCCGCCGCCCGCCUCUCACAACCCUUACCACCAUCACCACCUUGCGCAGCUUAACUCUAUGACUGGCUGGAGGAGUGAAUACACGUGAUAAGUCAGCCUGAGAGCCCGAAACUUUGAUAUGUAGCUGAUGACGUCACAACGGCGAACUAUAGAGAGAACGAAGACAUCACAAAAUAGUUACUGUGAUUCACUUAGUAAUGAUUAAUUAUCCGAAAGUAGUUCGUAAUUUAAUCACUGUAUGACCUUUGACACAUCACAUUAAUUUUAUAAGACUGUUAACUGAAUUGAUGUUUGUAAAACGCGCACUAUUGUUUUUUUAUAAUACAAAUGGUUUAAGCUCCCGUUUAAUUUUACAGAAUUGAUAUUAAAACUGUUCGCGUGGUUUAAUUAUUCCGCGUACGUUUCCGCAAGUAUUAUUUCAGAAUCGUUUUACAAGAGUAACUAGAGAAAUUGUACAGUAUUAUAAAAUAAUUUAGGGUCGUUUAAUGUCCGUUUAGAUGAUUUAUAUAUAUACGAUAUAAGUAGGUAUUGUUAAAACGAUGAACAAUUUGUGUAUUUUGUACAUAUACAUAUCUUAUUAAGUUAUAUACCGUUCCUGUAUAGAUUGUUUUAUUUUCUUAUUUUUUAUUUAAUAUCGAACUAUGCGGAUCGCUAUGGGAAUUGUGAUGUGUUCAAAGAAUUUUUAUUCCACAGUGUUUGUACAUUUGAUUUGUGUAGUGUUUAUUAAAUGAAAUGCAAUAGUAAUUUAUAUAAUAGAUUAUAAAUGAUGCAAUUUGUAAAUAAUAUUAUGUAUCGAGUCUGCGGAUUUUACUUGAAAAUGCCGCUAAGUUAUAAAUAUUAAAUCAGGUCACUCCAUUGGUUAUGUUGUUCAGAUAAAUGUGUAAAGGUGCUCCCACACUAGAUGCUUGUGACAACAUUUUAGAUUCCAAUUUAAAGCAUAACGAACGUUACAAUACAAAAUAACAUACUGAAUCAUAUUCACGAUACUCACUGUAAUGUUACAUUACAGACCAAUCCUCUUGGUGAGGGAACACCUUUAUCAGACGCAGUAAUAUUUUGUUAACCCUGUACCUGUAAAUUUAAGAUAUUGUGUGGCCAUAAAUUGUAAACGGGGAGUCUGUUUGGGGAGGUGGUAACGAAUGCGUACAUUUACAAGGUUUUGUAAAUGUUUAUUACAUCCUCAAACAUAGUCCCGGAACACCGAAGUGUAUAUAAAAUGUAAAUGAAACGUAGAAAGUAAAACAUAAUGAAACAAAAUUGUAAAUUCACGCAGAAACACCCUGUAACGAUAUCCCGUAACUAAAGUUUUUAGUUUAUAAAAAUGAAACAUUGUGAAGUUGUGUAUUUUAAAUAAAAUUGCGAAUAAAUCAUCAAUACUUA
This is a messenger RNA of Papilio polytes (common Mormon), 3204 nucleotides long. It is a transcript of the gene grn, whose product is annotated as GATA-binding factor C-like. Gene Ontology annotation, molecular function: DNA-binding transcription factor activity, RNA polymerase II-specific; zinc ion binding; RNA polymerase II cis-regulatory region sequence-specific DNA binding. Bases 458 to 1912 code for a protein of 484 amino acids. The transcript is spliced from 8 exons. Gene Ontology annotation, biological process: negative regulation of transcription by RNA polymerase II; positive regulation of transcription by RNA polymerase II; cell fate commitment. NCBI's taxonomy places the organism in Eukaryota, Metazoa, Arthropoda, Insecta, Lepidoptera, Papilionidae. The record is from RefSeq and is a predicted model, not a curated record.